Messenger RNA from Aspergillus mulundensis, 1641 nucleotides. RefSeq lists its product as uncharacterized. NCBI's taxonomy places the organism in Eukaryota, Fungi, Ascomycota, Eurotiomycetes, Eurotiales, Aspergillaceae. Gene Ontology annotation, biological process: metal ion transport; transmembrane transport. The record is from RefSeq and is a predicted model, not a curated record. Bases 1 to 1641 code for a protein of 546 amino acids. Gene Ontology annotation, cellular component: membrane. Gene Ontology annotation, molecular function: metal ion transmembrane transporter activity. The transcript is spliced from 3 exons.
AUGCCCGAUGCAGCCUCGAGGGCAACUGAGGCGGUGUUCGUAUCGGACGCAAGGCUGGGAGGCGACGGUGUGUUCGUUGAAGCAGCCUUUUAUGCUGGAGGUUCCCCUCCACCCCCCGGUUUCCUCGUCUUUCAUCGUCUUUCAUCGUCUUUCAUCGAAACAGAAGCGCGGCAAGAUAACAACCCCUGUCUUGCUGGGCUCGAUGAAUUCCUUUCCGAACCCAACUCAGACCGGCGAAGAUGUCGGAUUCUGCAGCUGGACUUUCCGCCCGAUACGGAAGGUGCUGACCCUGCACCUGCCUUCCAAGAUGUCGGCCACGAAAACUUGCGACAGAGCGUCGACCCCGCCGGAGAAGUUGGGAGGCGUCGCAUUCUGAUCAUCGAAGACUUACAACCAGAGAUCAUUUUAACGUUGGGAAAUGCGCACCACAUCGACCCUGUAUUCUUUGCGUCGCACCUACACGCCCCAUUUCGACAGAUUAAAACCCAGACGCCGAACCUCGCGACGCUGCCCUCGCGCAUACGGUACCAGAAUUUCAUCAACUUCCACUACCAUCGAGCGGUCGAGCUCAGGGGUCCCAUCGAGAAUGAACACCGCUUAACGAGGGAUAUGAAUGUCAAUCGGAAGAUUGCGGUGCUGGUCCCAACUGAGGAUACUCGCAUCGCGCUUGUGCAGCACGCAUGCUCUGUGAUUUUGCUCAAUGAUCGCACAGGUCCGGGGUGGUUAUGUGUCAUUCUUGUCGACAGCCCUAUCUCCAAGGAUUACAUCCCCGUGGUAUAUGACAAACAGAGGGAAGACGGCAAGCCGGGCCGCAUUGACUCGAGACUUUUCCUCGAAGGAUACGAGGAUUUUAUGCCACCCUCACCUAUACCCCUCGAUUUCGAGAGCACCCUUUGGAGGCCGCAACUUUCGCGAGAAAGUCUUCUGGAGGACAUCGGGUACUACUGGCGCCGAGAGGUACCAGAGCAUUUCGAUUCGACCAAGCCCACACUCUUCGCACUCACCUAUUACCCUCUCAGGAUUAUCGCCGCGGAGUGGAACAACUAUAUGGCUGCCAUGAGCUACCAUAUCAAGAGACACGAGUACGCCGUGGAGAAGUUUAAUGAACCCGUCUCCGAGCUCGACAAACUAUAUGCGGAUCUCCGCAUCCUCCAAGUAUGGCGCCGGCGAAGCCUAGCAUCGCAACAGAAGAUCGCGGCAAUUGAGCAUUUCGUAGCCUUGAACACACCAUCGCAAUCUAGCGAUUCUGACGAGUCCCUCGAAAACGCGAAUAUCCUCCAGGAGGACUUUCGUCAUCUCGCGUCAACUUUGAAUGACCUUUCCCGCCGAUUGAGGAAUAUGCUCCCCGUCGUGACGUCCUUGGUCCAAAUAUCCGACAGCCGUCGAUCGCUCGCGGAGUCGGCCAAUGUCAAUAGGCUGACGUCCUUAGCAAUUGUCUUUGCGCCGUUGUCAUUUACGACCGGUUUAUUCAGCAUGGACGAUAGCAACGGGCCAGGAGGCUCACACUUCUGGGUAUUCUUCGCCGUUGCAAUCCCCAUCACGCUGGUCGUGUUCCUUGUCGCGAAACCGCCAAGAUGGCUUUUGCGCUGGGCUCUGAAACCUAGCAGGGCAUCAACUCGAAGCACUCAGAUGCAAGUUUGA